Molecule: messenger RNA, 1421 nt
Organism: Alternaria rosae
Lineage: Eukaryota; Fungi; Ascomycota; Dothideomycetes; Pleosporales; Pleosporaceae
Product: nucleoside-diphosphate-sugar epimerase
Exons: 1
Coding region: 223-1260 (345 amino acids)
Source: RefSeq, a predicted model, not a curated record
CCGCAGCCGUGGCCGACACCACCAACACUGCCAAGCACCUGGUAGUUGCGGAUACAAUGAACCGAGGGCAGAAGGUCUCGCGAGCAAUAUGUCUGCAUCGCAAGGACGUGCAGUCGGCAGAAGCACCGCUCCGAUGGUUGCGGAGCGCGAUUGGUAUAUGAGUAAACUUUGUUUGGCAGAGCCGCAUUCCAUCUAACACUAUUCCAUUUCAUCAAAAGCACAAUGCGCAUUCUUAUCACAGGUGCCGCCGGCUUCAUCGGGCAACUUGUAGCGAAGAAGCUGCUUGACGACGAGCAGGCAGCACAUUCUCUCAUCCUCACCGACAUCAUCGAACCACCCAUCCCAUCAGAUGUGCGAUCCUCAACACGAGCACAAGCCAUCAAGGCAGACCUAUGUACAGAAGCAGAUGCUGUCGUCACGAAGGACAUAGAAGCCGUCUAUGUCUUCCACGGCAUCAUGUCCUCAGGUGCAGAAGCCGAUUUCGAGCUGGGCAUGAGAGCAAACUUCGAUGCGACCCGCGCACUACUCGAAUCCAUCAGGAAGACAUGUCCAGGGGCGAGGGUGAUAUAUGCCUCAAGUCAGGCAGUAUACAACAACUCCGUCACAUUACCCGUCACGGAAUCUCAAAUGCCAACGCCAGAGACUAGCUACGGUGCCGAGAAGAUGAUGUGCGAGUACCUCAUCACUGAAUACACACGACGCGGCUUCAUCGACGGCAUCUCACUUCGCUUCCCUACUGUCUCGGUACGGCCGGGAAAACCCACUGCUGCAGCGAGCUCGUUCAUCAGCGGUAUGAUCCGCGAACCGAUGAACGGCAUCAAAUGUGUUAUUCCAUUAGAGGAUAAGCAAUGGCGACACUGGCUAUGCUCUCCUCGUAUUCUAGUUCAAAAUCUCGUCUACGCAGCUACGGAUUUCGACAUCAACCGCCUAGCCAAGUUCGAUCGCUGCCUCAACUUUCCUGGCAUCGGCGUCUCGGUGCAGGAUAUGAUGGACUCUCUUGCGAGGGUGGGUGGUAGUGAUAAGCUUGACCUGCUUGAAAUGAAGGACGAACCUACGUGCAAGAAGAUUCUAUACUCAUGGCCUGCUGAGUUUGACAACACCAAGGCUCUGGAUCUUGGGUUCGUGAGAGAUACUGGAUUUGAUCAAAUUGUUCGGGAUUAUGUGGAGGCUUUCGCACCGAGACAUAGUGUGAAGGGAGCCGGGCAGGCGAGCCAGAAGAUUGAGAGUGUGCAAGUCAAUACUGUAGAAGUGGCAGCGUGACAUGCUAUAUCUUAGAGCUGCUAAAAGACUAUCAUCCCUACCGUAAUACUACAUCAUCAAGAAGUAACUCUUUUGAAAUCUUAAGCAUCUUGUCACGUAUGGAAUGCCAAACUUCAUGUCAGUAGUUCUUUAUUUCUAGAUAGCACAACUCAGUAUUUAAC